AUGCGUCAACUGGAUGCCCACUUCUACACCCGUGCAAGGAAGGGCCAGCUGGUGAACUAUGAUGAGCCCCCAAAGAUGAGUUGGGUGCACAACGGGCGCUGCGCGAAGAAUUCUCGAUCUAUCAAGAUGGAGCCUGUUACCAAAUACGCUGCCUGUGCUAGCGCUGUGAAAGCCAAAGGCAUAGCUGGGAAGCUGAGGAAGAGGACCAGCGAAAACCCUCCAAGCGGCUGCAGCAUCAAGAAUGGACGUGGCUACCUGAAUCAGAUGGAGACAGAUGUAGAAGCCGACGUGUCUUAUGAGUUUGAAAACCCUGACAAGCCGUGGGCACGGACCCACAAAACCGAGAUCAUGCAGUACUGCCAGAUUGACCAUUCCUUGAACGAGGCUGCGGCGUCUUACUAUUCGCCCUACAAGCUGAAGCAAAGCAUGCAAGGCAAACCCCAGGCAUCCGCAAGCUGUUCCGUCGGCAUGAUGGCAAACUUGUCCAGGCUGGAGCUCACGGACAGUCCCUGUGCAGGCAUCUUGGCAUUCCGCCCUAGGCUCACCUUAUCCUACAGUCAAGCUGCAGAUGCCCUGAGGGCAGCAGACAAGAUGCAAGAACAUGGCAAACAAGAGGAAGCUGAUGCGAUUCGGACCGAGGUGGAAUGA
This is a messenger RNA of Symbiodinium pilosum, 648 nucleotides long. Lineage: Eukaryota; Dinophyceae; Suessiales; Symbiodiniaceae. The record is from the annotation of a GenBank genome assembly.